CAGUUGCGUCGUCUUGUGUUCGCAAACUUGUAUACUUAGGCGAGUGAGUAAGGCGCGACCCCGGCGCGCCCCGGCGCGAGGUUGCCAUCAGACCGUCCAUGUGAACCUUGCUAUCAUCAAUGGACGAUUGCGUGUGAUUGGAGCUCUCACACUUUCGGGGACACCUGAUGGCCCUGAUGGCGUCAAUCCGUCGAUAUUUGGUUUUUGACUUGUGAAGUUACAGCCACGACCGGUUCGCGAGUAAGGUCUAAUUAUUUCUGGGCAAGCACCGGAUACUGAAUAUACACACAACAACAGCGUAAGACAUGUGAUUCAAGGUCAAGGGGAUGUUUAUGCCCUUUUCGAGGCGUCCAAGGCUGAACAUUACUUGGCGCUAGCCUUAUCAUACGUACGAAGAUGCGGUAGUUACGAGAAUGGCUUUGAAAUAGCAGCGCCUUCACCAUGCUCGGCCGGGCGUCUAAGCCGCGAUUCCAGCAACUACACCUAUUUUGCCUAAUCGCUGUAUCUCUAGGACAAUGUGUAUGUGACCGUGACGUCGAUGCGGGCACUUUGACCUUUGCCGUGGAGGACCGCCGCUUCGCGGCAUACUUUCGUGCAGCCACAUUUCAGGAGGCAGUAGCAACAUGCAGCACGACGGCACUGCUGGGGAUUGGCGUGGCUGGCGCUCUUGUUCCUGUGUCGAUGCUUGGCCAUGUUGCUAGCUUGCUCAAGGCAGAGCAGCCACAAACGGCGCAGGCGCUGUGGGUGGCCCCGGCGGAGGCAGCGGCGGGUGCCAGCGGACAACUCCAGUGGGCCGUGUGGACGUGGGACGAGUACCGGGUCUGCCGCGCCGCCAAGCUAUUGCCCACCGGCAGCAGUAGCAGUGGCGGCAGCAGUGGCGAUGGCGGCAGUAGCAGUGGCGGCAGCGGUGCCGGGCCGGACCUUGCGCUGGUGACAACGGACCGGCCCUGCAGCUGGCGCCUGGCGUACGUGUGCGCGGAGGAGCAGGCGGUGGUGCUGGCGGCGGGGCUGUCGUCCUCGUCUGCCUGGUACCGCCGCCACUUUGCGCCUGGGGCCGCGGCGCCGCUGCUGCCAAGCCCCUACGCCGCCGCCUCUGCUGCUGCUGGGCUUGCUGGCGCUAGCAGCAGCAGUGAGGGCAGCAGCAGCCUAGCCGGGCUGGCGCUGUACCGGAGCAGCUUCGUGGCGGGCGGGCCGCUGGGGGAGGUUUACUGGCCGGACUAUGUAUCCUACAACGGCGGGUCGCCGCGUGUAGUGGCUCCGUUUCCCCUGACGGCGGAGGUGGAGGACGGCGCAGACCGCUUCUGGCGGCUGGGGCCCGUCGUGAGCGCGAUGUACAGGGGCGGCAGCCGGCGGCUGACGGCGCUGCGGCUGGUGCGCGAGGGGGAGGCGGCGGAUGUGUGGGCGGCGUACCAGGGGCAGAGCUCCGGUGCGGGCCUGCCGCCGCCGCUCGGCGAUGAGUUCGUGCUGGGGGACCGCGUGCCGGACUAUGACUCUGGCCCCGGCUACGAGACGUACAACGUGGGGCCCUACAACGACUACAUUGUGGCGGUGGAGGGCUGCUUCCGCGCGAGCGAGGUGGAGGGCCUGACGCUGCUCAGCCGCAGCGGCCGCCGCCUGCAGCUGGGCCGGGGCGGCUGCAGCAACUGGUUCAGGGAGGACGCGCCGCCCGGCGGCUACCUGGCGGGAGCCUGGUCCAGCUUCCUCAACGCCUCAGCCUGGGACCGGUACCUGUCCGAAACGUUGAACCAAGGUCACCUGCAGAAUCAGGAUUUGCCGUGGCUGCAACAGCUGUCUUUUAUUUGGGUGGCCCCCGCCGGCUCGCUGCCGCCCGCGUCUGUGUUGCGCCGCCCACCGGUCUUGGACCCAGGGGCGCAACCGCCACCGGCGUGCGCCUUGGCCUUGCCGAUGUCGGGCAGGGUGUUCGGCACCUCCUUCGACGGCUGCAUCGAGUUGUACCGCAGCAGCCGCACGUGCAGCUCAAACACAUGUUGCAACCGUGACACGCAGGCUGAGGCCCUUGGAGUGAUCAGUGGAUCAACGCCCUCCGGGCGCUGCGCCGUCAGCGUGGCUGCAUGCCAGACCGAGUGCGCGCCUUCCUCCGGCCUGUGCGGCGCAAUCCCCGAGGCUAGCGCGCUCCACUUCCUGACAGACGCGCCGCGCGGCCAGCAGCUUCAAUCUUUCAACGGCUCGCUGCCACCGCUGGCCUCCUACUAUGUCAACCGGGAAGACGUUAUGACGUACGCCGACGCCGUACAGUACUGCGCGAGCAGUUCGUACAUGGGCGCGGACUGGGAGGUGGUCAAGGUGCAGGACGUAUUCAAUUGGGCUGCCAGCGCCUGGACUCGAAGGGGCGCGCACGUGGCCGUUUCGGCCCUGGGCUACAUCUGGGUAGCCCCGUCGCCCCUGCUGGCGGCUGCUGGCUCAGCGGCACAGCAGCCCUCGGCAUCCAGCUGCAUGCGGGUUGCGUUCGGCCUGCCCGAUGGCCUGGACUCGCCGUCGUCAACCGACAGCCACACUGUGGCGGUGGGAGACUGUGAGGCGCAGGCGGCGGUGGUGUGCCGGGCCGUGGCCAAGCCACUCAGUGCCUCUGCCGCCGCUGCGGCUGCGGCUGCGGCUGCUGUGCAUACGGCAGAGGCUGCAGCAGCAGAUGCCGACACGAGCACCACCGGCGGCCUUGAGAGUGUGGACGUGAGCAGCACGUACCCGCCGGCGUCCGCAGUGCUGGGCGGCGGCAGCAGCUUGGGGGACCGGGGGCUGAUCAGCCCUGCAGCGGCAGCGGCGGUGUGGGUGCCGGGACCGCACAUGUUUGUUGUGAGCAUCAAGGGAUUUGGUGGUGGGCCCUACAUCAGCAUCGACAAUGACGGCAUGACAGCGACUGAGAACUCGGUUUUAAAAAAACGGGAUUGCAGCUCUGGCAUUGGUAGCAUCCGUGGUAGCACUAGCGGCAGCAGCCCUGCGGCGCAACCCAGCAGCAGCACAGGUGCAAUCGCAGGCCAGCGGGCAACUGCGGUCGUGACUAUGCUGCAGCCCAUCACAGCCUUCUCGGUCAGUGUUGCCGUGCAGCUCACGAACGAGACCGACAGUGUGGCAGUGCUGUCUGCUGUGCGGCUGAGGCUGGGCACUGGCGGCAGCUGGCAGAGCAUGGGGCUGGUCAGCAGCGGCGGCUGGGAGACGUUCCAGCUGGCCCCCGGGGAGGUGGUGGUGGCGGUGAGUGGCUGCACGGGCGGGUUCGUGGAGCGGCUGGUGUUCCACACCAACACCGGUCGGCGCUGGACGCAUGCGCUACUGGGGGCUGCUGCGGCGUGCAGUGUGCCGUUCCUGGACUCGGCCCCGCAGCAGCCCGCGGCGGGCGGUGGUGGUGGUGGCGGCGGCGGCUACCUGGUGGGAAUGCAGGGCUCAUUUGGCCAGUACAUAAGCUCUCUGCAACUUACGUGGGGCGUACCAAUGGGCAGCACCUCUGGCGGCGGCGACUCUGCCAGCAUGACCGCUCCGCCGAGCCCCAGGCCAGCGCCGCCACCAGCACCUCCUGUGGGGGCCGCCGGCAGCGACAACACGGGAUCCCCGGCCGCCAACAUGGCAGCAGCCGGAGCCACCGGCAACAGCACGGUUGGCACACUUGCCGACCCAGGUACCGGAGCCUCUAAGAACUCUUCAGCGGCGGGGGCGGCUAGUGCGGGUGCUGGCGGCGACGGAGGCAACGGCUGCGGCGUGCCCGUUGCUGCCAUUGCCGGGGCCGCGGCAGGCGCUGCUGCUGUCGCCUUGGCGGCUGCAGUGGCGGUAGUGCUGCUGCUGCGCCGGAGGCAGCGCAUGCAGCAGCAGCAGGAUAGGGGCCACAGCGGUGACUGGAAUGCGAAUCCUGCAGCAGCGGCGGCGGCGAAAGAGGGGACCGGCGGACGCGUGGACCCUGCGGCCGCUAAUUUUGCGGCGGCCGCCGCUCGUGGUGGUCCAGGUGGCCAUAAGCAGCAGCAGCAGCAGCAAGCGGCAAGCAAGGCGCUUUCCGUCGUGAGGGUCUUCACAGUAGCAAGCAGCACCACGAGCGAUGACGCCAGCCAGCGGAGCAGCAUCAACAACUCAACUUGCUCCGCACCCCGGACGCACUACAAGUUUGGCAAGCUCUCUGAGCCCGCGAACCUGCACGCUGCCGGGGGCGCCGUCAUCCGCCCCGCAGAGGUGGGGCUCACGCUCCGGCCGCACCCUGCCCUGCCGCUGUCGCGUGCGUUUCACUUCCAGCGCACGCUCUCGCCCUCAGCCCCUUCCUCGGUGCGCGGGGUCGGCACCUCGGGCCCGUGCACAGCAGGCGGCUGCACAGACAGCCUGUCGACAGCGCUUAGCCAGAGGCUGGUCCGGUGCAACCUUGCAGGAGGCUCGGAUGCGCCCGACUCCGCCUUUUUCGGCACCCUGGUCAGCACCAGCACGAGCGGCAGCCACGCAUUGACAACAACCAUGCCGCCGGCUGCGCCGCCGUCUCAGCAGCGGGCCACUGAGGCGAUGACCACAGGCACAGCAGGCGCGGGGGCGGCGGCGGACACAGGCACAGCAGGCGCGGGGGCGGCGGCGGACACAACGGCGGCGGACACAGCCGCCGCCGCCGUCGCCGCCGCCCCCGCUCAGUGUAUGGUGAUGGGUGUGGUGUGUGACCCUCCCCGCGGUGGCGGUGGCGGCGCCAGUGGUGGUGGCGGCGGCGGCACCAGUGGCGGUGGCGGCGGCGGCGCCAGUGGUGGUGGCGGGGGCGGCGCCAGUGCUGGUGGCGGCGGCGGCGCCAGUGGUGGUGGCGGGGGCGGGGUCAGUGCUGGUGGCGGGGGCGCUCGUGCAGCUGUUACGGCGGGGGCGGCGGCCGUUGCAGGCGAGGCGCCGCCUCUGACUGCUGCAGCGCUGGGGCAGGUGCCCCUUUGGAGAGCGGAUAAGGCCCGCGGCGGUGUACCGACGACGACGGCGGUAGCGGCGGCGGCGAUGCACCACCGCCCCAGUGACCUGGAGUCGCGCCUUAGCGCCUACAUCCUGAGGGUCGACGGCGACCUGUGGGCCCAAGAGCCCACCGCCCAUCCAGCAGGCAAUGCGCCCCCUAAACGCAUUGAGACACGUCGGUGCCCGCCGCCGCCGCCUGCCGCCGCUGCCACCCGGGUCGCGGCCGAGCUCCCCAGCCCGCCGGUCGCGGGCGUCCGAGUCACAGGCACCGUUGCAGAGGAGGCCGAGACCGGACAGAAGGCUGAGGGGCCAGGCGAGGCUGCUGCUGCUGCUACCGGGUCAGGGCCGGCAAGUGCCUUCAGCUCGGGGCCUGCCAACGCCGAGCAGCGGGAUGAGAUACGCACGGCCAUUAGCCACAUGCAGGCCGAGCUGGCGGGUCGCCAGGGCGGCUGCUGGCAGGGCUUGCACAUCCAAGGGGUGCUGGGGCGCGGCGCGUUCGGCGUUGUGUACCUGGGCACGUGGCGCAACCUGCGCGUGGCCAUCAAGACACUGGUGGUGCAUGACGCACUGGCGGGCGGCAAGGCCCGGCAGCGGCACCGCGCCAUCAUCGAGGCCGCCAUCUCCAAGUCCCUGCAGCACCCCAACGUGGUCACCACCUACGAGGCGGAGGUGGUGCCGCUGGCGGUGAUGCCUGCGGCAGCGGCUGCCGCCGGUGCUGUGGUCCACACAACAACACAAGGAAAGCCGAUGGAGGGGCCGGUGGCGGCAGUGGCAGCUGCCGGUGACGACUAUUGUGAUGUGUACAAGCUUCUCAUCAUCCAGGCGCAUUGCAAUGUGGGGUCCCUUUCAGCGGCGUUAGACGCGGGCGUGUUUGGCAGCAUUGCGGACGGCGGCACGGGCCUGCUGUGUGGGCUGACGCUUGCGCUGGACGUCGCCUGCGGCAUGAGGCACAUCCACAGCCGCAACAUCAUCCACGGCGACCUCAGCGCCGGGAACGUACUGUUAUCAAGCUUCCGCGGUUCAAAUUUGGAGUACCACACGGAGCUACCCGCUGGUGCAUCCGCUACUUCUCCCACGGCCGAGGUGCCUGUCGGGGAUGUGCCAGCGGUGGCAGAGAGUGACGUGCAGCUGCUGCGGCCGCUGGCGGGGCUGUGGCGGCCGCCGGUGACAGCCAAGGUGUCGGACUUUGGGCUCAGUCUCCCCAUGGGCGAGAACCAGACACACGCCUCGAAUUGCUUCCAGGGCACGCCCGGCUACGCGGCGCCCGAGGUGCUCAGCCGCGGCCGCCUGUCCCUGGCGGCGGACGUGUGGUCAUUUGGUGUGCUGCUGCUGGAGCUGUGCCACGGCAUGCGGUUCAAACGCAUCAUCGCGCAGUGUGCGACAGCGGGAGGGAUGCCGCCGCAUCACCCCGCGGGCGAUGGCGGCCCUGGUGGUUCUGGUGUCGCGGGCGCCGCGGCGGCUUACGGUGCUGACGUGGCCACUGCGCCCUGGUGGGCGUCAGCGGUGCCUGCCACCUGCCCGCCGCAGCUUACGGAGCUGGUGUGGGCGUGCCUCAGACUCAGCCCCCCGGCGCGGCCCUCCUUUGACCAGAUCACUGCAAGCCUGGUGGCGCUUCUGCUUGCUGCGAACGGCGCCAUCCAGCCACACAGCAGUGGUCAUGAGUAGCGCUUGACGGCUGCGGCUGCGAGUGAGCGCUUCUGCAGGGCAGGUGUGCUGCCGAUGCAGCACCGGCCGCUGCGGCUACGAAGUAUGCAUGACCGGGCCCAAUCUCAUGUCAGCGCCCAUCAGUAAGCAUGACGCAUACGUAGAGACACACGCACACACAAGUGCUCGGCACCUGCCCACUCUCGGGAGCAGCCUUCCUCGCAUAAUUGUUUGUCAUGCCGGCGUGCCAUUGAGGAAAAUGGAGAUGAGAUGUUACCUGCUGUUUGUGGGUUUUGAGGGAGCAUUUCCCUUUUCCUUGUCACCGCGCGCUGUGCGUGUGUGAAGGUCGCCGUGGCAUAGCGUUGGCAAGCUUCUUCAUUCCUGCAGGCCACGAAGCUUGUUGCUCAUGAGCUGCGGCGUAAGUAUGGGUUUUCUUCAGGACUGCAAUGGCGGGCGAUACCGUGUGGCGCUGGAGGACCGUAUUGCGCUCGCUCGGCAGUCGAUGUGUGGCGAUGAGACUGUAGUAUGAACGCUGUUACACUUGAGCAAUCACGAGCACAAACAAUCAUGGGGUCGACAUCAUCAUAGCAUGCGGAGUGAUUGGAGGUCUCUCCCCUAGUGCGCACGGCGAUAAACUCUGGACCUCAUGGCCUGAAGGAAAGGUGCAGGAGCAUUCGUUCACGGGCUCAAAGGAGCACUGGAGCACACGCAACUUGCAUAAGGAGUAACAUGCAAUCAUACAGACGCGGUGAGCACAGGAGGGCUGUGCAUGGUUGGUAUGGAUGGCACAGUACGGUAUGCCGUCUAUCAAAUGGCACGCAAUGUAUUGAACUUGAUGAUACUGUAUGUGCAUUGGUGCACAACAGGCAGCAUGAACAGAAAUUCUUUCAUUGCACAUGGUAUUGGCAGGAAGUUCCUACGCUCCAUUCCUGAUGCGGACGCCCUGUCGCCCGCACCGUGAGGAGGCAGAGUGGUGUCCUGCAAUGUUGGUGGCCUGCUGCUGUCUUCGUUGGCAUUGCUGCCCCCCGGCGGCCUGCGCCGGGGCUAGCUUUGGCGGGCUGCUGCAUGCUCCGAGCUGAUUGCAGCAGGCGCAGCGCAGCACACGAGUGCAGCAUGCUAGUCAUGCAUAGGAUGGAUGGCAACGUGACUGUACUUGCAUGAAAGCUUGUCUGCAGUGUGCCGGGGCUCUUUCUUUAUGGUUCCAUUCUUGAUCAACGCGGAAGGUUUGGGGUUCAAAUGCUAGGUCGCUCAGUUUUGGGGGCAGGAGGUGACCAACAUCGCGGUACGACCCCGUGGGUGUGACGUGAUGUAUGCGACAAUGUAUAAUGUGAGAGUAGUAAAUGUAUGGUGUAAGAGUAGCAAUUGAACGGGUAAAUGGGCAUAUGCAAAUAACGGCUGUCCAGCGGUCGGACGCCAUGCGGCCAUGUGACUGACUGCUUGCGGUUCUUGGCUCCUGCCACGUACGCGCGCCACGCGGUAGUGCUGUACUUGUGCGGUAGUGUCAUCCAUGCCUGAGAAGGAGAAUUGAGGCCGGGCCUGUGUUAGGGCAAAGCAAUGUGAGGGCCGGUUCCAGGCAUGAGUAGGUAGGGCUGUGCAUGCAAACGGAGAUGGCGUCCUGGCGUCUGGUCUGCUCUGCUUGCAGCAUCAGUUGAUUGGGGCGGCCGGCAGAUGUGAGGAACUGGCUGGCUAGGAUGUGAGCAGUUAAGAGGCAGGGACCGUUGCCCAUUCAAUUUGACAGGUUUGACAGGUUGCACAGCACGGGGCAGCUUGAUUGAAGGCUAUUCCACUUUGAGCUGUCGCGCGUUCAUGCAGCUGAGGUUUUGCGCAGCUGGGUGCUGGAGGUGUUGGAGGCGGAGGCAACCCCGCCCCGUUCACAUGACAUGCCGUUCAGUCUGAGGUCUGUCGAUGAGGGGAGGCCGCUUCAGUGGCCGAUAGCCCCCAUGCGCCCCGCCACCGGCCCCAAGUGGGUGCAUUGGUACGAACGCAUAGGGCGAAGGCGGUCCCGUUGCUGGAUUGUGGCCGCUCCGUGCGGGUAGGGCGCGGCGCCUGGACGAGUGGGGGCCCAAUCAAGGGCUCAGAGACCAGGCAAGAUGGAAGUACCGCAGACGCAGCAAGCGGAUGCCUCUAAACCCAACAAGCAGAACUGGGCUUGCUCCAAAGCUGCGGUGCCACCGGCAAUGACACACUACCCGGCUUGCUGAGCUUGACGUUCCCCAAUGGAUGGGGCCAACCAGAUACUCAGACUGAUGGUUUUGGUCUACGGACAUCUUUACGCUUUGCCCAAGCCUCAAGGGACCCUGAUGUGGGCUUCGCCGACAGUCCUACUA
Molecule: messenger RNA, 8876 nt
Organism: Chlamydomonas reinhardtii
Lineage: Eukaryota; Viridiplantae; Chlorophyta; Chlorophyceae; Chlamydomonadales; Chlamydomonadaceae
Exons: 26
Coding region: 682-6570 (1962 amino acids)
Biological process (GO): protein phosphorylation
Molecular function (GO): protein kinase activity; ATP binding
Source: RefSeq, a predicted model, not a curated record